Messenger RNA from Pollicipes pollicipes, 1919 nucleotides. Its product is annotated as GATOR complex protein MIOS. Gene Ontology annotation, cellular component: cytoplasm. The record is from RefSeq and is a predicted model, not a curated record. Gene Ontology annotation, molecular function: protein binding. Gene Ontology annotation, biological process: positive regulation of TORC1 signaling; cellular response to amino acid starvation. Lineage: Eukaryota; Metazoa; Arthropoda; Thecostraca; Pollicipedomorpha; Pollicipedidae.
AUCCGGUGAAGCCGCAGAUGAGCGCGCCCACCCGGCUCGUGUACGGCGUCUGCGUCGACCCGUUCAUCGACGACCGGCUGGCCACCUUCGCCGAGAACCAGGUGGCUAUCUGGGACCGGCGUAACUUUGAGAGGCCUGUCAUCACGCUCACCGACGCACGCUCAAAGUCCAUCUCCAGCAUCGGAUGGUCACCUACUCGGCGGGACCUGCUCUCCUCGCUGGGCAAGGACUCGGGCCUGCUGAAGCUGCACGACGUCAACCACUACUGCGUCAACAACGACGAGAUCGAGCCGACGGUGGCCGAGCGUUACGUGGAGAGCUGCGGCGGCGGCCAGCUGACGGACCUCUCGUGGCACCCCACCGACGAGAACCGCAUCGUCGUGUCGACCGGGACAGGCAAGCACAUCGACUUCACGAUUUUCGAGCGGAUCACCAUGAACUGGUCUCCGUGCUUCUCGUUCGUCUGGUCGAACGGCGGACGCAAGGUGAACCUGGUCGGGGACGAAGACGACAUAUACGACCAACUGGAGGACAUCGCGCUGGUGAUGCGCGACCGAGCGCUGCGCGGUUACGGCGUCACAGAGCGGCUCAGGGACAACGUGGCGCUGGCCGGUGACGAAACGCUGCGCAGCGUCUGGAAGUGGAUGGCCUACAGCCAGCAGCUGGGCGCCGGCGCCGGCGACGAGACGGGCGCCGCUCCCACGUCCGCGUUCCAGGGCGUCAGGUCCGUGCUGGCUGGGGACGGCAGCAGCCCGCCCAAGUCGGCCAUCGAACUGCGAAGUUGGAUCGGGGUCGAGAAGGUCGCCAAGUGCAAGGUCUUCAGGAGCGAGAGCCGGGACCGGGCGCUCCAGCUGUGCGGCUGGGGCGUGGACGAGGUGACGCAGAGCGCGCUGCUGGACGUGCUGGAGCGCGAGGGCAGCUGCUCGCGCGCCGCUGCCGUCGCCGUGUUCCAGCUGACGCUGCGCCGAGCCAUCCAGAUCCUGCAGCGAUCAGAGGACCCCACGCUCAAGGUGGUGGCCAUGGCGCUGUCGGGCUACACGAACGAGAAGAAGGCGCUGUGGCAGCAGACGAGCGCCGAGCUGCGUCCGUCGCUCACCGACCCGUACAUCCGCGCCAUCUUCGCUUUCCUGACCGCUGACUCUGACAACUACGACGGCGUUCUGAAGGAGUACGGCAUGACGGUGCAGGACCGUGUGGCCUUCGCCUGCCGCUUCCUCAGCGACGACCGACUGGCAGAAUGCCUGAACCAGAUCACGCAAACGCUGAAGAAGGAAGCGAACCUGCAGGCCAUCCUGCUGACGGGCGUGGCCGACGAGGGCCUGGACCUGCUGCAGAACUACGUUAACGUCAGCGGCGACGUGCAGACGGCGGCGCUGAUCGCCUCCCACGCCGGUCUGGCCACCGAGCCGCGCGUCGAGGUCUGGAUCGACAGUUACCGGGAGAUGCUGGAUCUGUGGCGACUCUGGAAUCAGCGAGCUCUCUUCGACGUGCGCGUGCUCAGUCAGACCGCCGAAGUGCCGCAGUACCCGAAGCAGUCGGUUGUCGCGUGCAACUUCUGCAACAAGAGCGUGGCGGCCUUCAUCGACGACGUCCGAAGGCGGCGACAGAUGAGCAGGACAGGUGCCAACUCCUCGGUGAAGGUGAUGUGCUGUCCCCACUGUCGGAAGCCGCUGCCGCGCUGCGCGCUCUGCCUGACCCAGCUGGGCACGACGGCCGGCAGCUGGGGCGCGGCCGGCCAGGGCAGCGCCGGCUUUGACUCGUGGUUCACCUGGUGCCAGACGUGUCGCCACGGCGGCCACGCCGGUCACAUGGUGGCCUGGUUCGAGCAGCACGCCGAGUGUCCCGUCACAGGGUGCCCGUGCAAGUGUAUGGGCCUGGACUCGGUGGGCCGCGUGCUGCCCGUGGCCGACAGCUGAUGG